Messenger RNA from Saccoglossus kowalevskii, 1662 nucleotides. Its product is annotated as low-density lipoprotein receptor-related protein 5-like. The record is from RefSeq and is a predicted model, not a curated record. Gene Ontology annotation, cellular component: plasma membrane. Lineage: Eukaryota; Metazoa; Hemichordata; Enteropneusta; Harrimaniidae. Gene Ontology annotation, biological process: canonical Wnt signaling pathway. Gene Ontology annotation, molecular function: Wnt-protein binding; Wnt receptor activity; calcium ion binding.
AUGUCUUCCGACUUUCCAAGUAUGCGAAUCUCAGCACAUCUGUUAACAGUCGGUACACUUCUUAUGUCGACGGCAUGGACAAUAGUGUUAACACAGACUACCGUCUCUGUCAAGGGCAAGAAAGUACAGUUUGAUAGAGACUCGCUGGCAGUACUCACGGAAACGGUCUCCAUACCUCGACUCACGUCUGUCAGCGCUUGUAUGUGGAUGAAGACUACCCACACUGGUGCUUGGACCGUGAUCUCCUACGCAGUUGCGAGGAGAGAUGAUGAGAUCCGUCUAAGCGGGCUUUCCGACGCAACGCUAAAACUGAAAAUAAAGGACAGCUCUCCUUCCGUGGUCGACCACCAGCUGAAUGACGGACAGUGGCACCAUCUAUGCAUGUCGUGGUGGAGUAUCAACGGUGAAUGGUUACUCUCGCAGGAUGGGGAAGAAAUUGGCUCCGGUUUCGAGCACAAAACCGGGCUAAGUAUCGCGCCGCAUGGGGUCUUUAUAAUAGGACAGGAGCAGGACACAAUGGGAGGGAAUUUCACAAGAUUUCAGGCGUUUGUGGGCGAAUUGACCGAUUUCAAUUUAUGGGAUUAUGGGCUGACAUUGAGUGACAUAGCGACGAAUUUAGUUGAUGGCUGUGCACAUGGCAGCUUAUUUUCCUGGGGUAGAGAUCUGUUGGCAGUGUUUAAUGCAGUGGAUAUUACAGACGAUGAAGGGAUCAGUCAAUGCGGUAAUAUUUAUUAUGAUAACCCCAUCGGUCCCCUGUUAUUGGUGGCUGACCAUCUCACCACAGCACUGCCAUCGCUAAGCGACUCCGACUCACGGGUUAUAUAUUACAAUUACUCCGGGCAAGCUCUUUAUGAUCGUGCACGGACUAGCGGUCCAAAUGUACCAUAUAAAGCAGUUCAUCGUGAAUUUCUACACAAUUCAGAGAAGAUGGUGCUGGGCUUUGACUAUAUGGACUUGAUCUUCUUCUGGAGUGAUCCGGGGCAUAAAGCAAUCUAUGUGGCGGAUUGGGUCAAUGGUCAAAGAUCGUUUGUCCACACCGGCACGUCAACCACGGUUGAAGGCAUAGCAGUAGAUUGGUUGACUAAACAUGUCUAUUGGACAGACGCCGAGUACAACUGGAUAAAAGUUGCCAACUACAAUGGAACGAAUCACCGUACUCUGAUUACGACUGGUCUUGAUAAACCAGCUGGUAUUGUCUGUGAUCCAAUCAAAGGAUAUCUUUACUGGUGUGACUGGGGCAAUGAAAACAAAAUAGAGAGGGCAACAUUAUCCGGCGAAAGCCGAACCGUAUUGGUCGGAAGUGACGUGUUGGGAACUCCGGUGGGACUGACUCUUGAUUUGCGUUACAAUAUGUUGUAUUGGUCGGACGAGCAGAAUAAAAAAAUCAUGCGUCUCAACCUAAACGAUGCCACUCCCGAUCCACAGGUGGUUGUUCACGAGCCAGACAGUUUCGGGAGAAUAUUUAGCAUGGAUAUCGAUUAUGAAUUCGGAUUUUUUGCGAAUGACCGAGAACAUGACGUAAUACAUCUAGUGCCAUUUGACACAAAUAUGGAUGUUCUCCAAAUCAGUAACAACUACGACCCCAAUGGUCUUGUUUACUUUGACGAGGCGAGACAACCAAUAGAAGACUGUAAGUCAUUAACGGUUUUCCAAUUUCAAUAA